Messenger RNA from Microthlaspi erraticum, 753 nucleotides. NCBI's taxonomy places the organism in Eukaryota, Viridiplantae, Streptophyta, Magnoliopsida, Brassicales, Brassicaceae. The record is from the annotation of a GenBank genome assembly.
AUGAGUAGAACUCAAGUUAUGAUCAAAUUAGUGAAGACUGGUCCAGACGGCCUUAUCGAGAAUUCGCAUCCUGAGCCGCUCACACCGGCCGAUCGAGGAACGAACCUACCGCGACCGUGCCACGCAUAUCAUCCGCGUCCAGCCAAGUCCACAGCCGAUCCCACGUACCGACCCGGGAGGCAUCGUCCCGCGGUCGGCCAAAUCAAUUUCACACGGCCAAAGCUGCGCGCGACCAUACCGCGCGAACAGGAAGGCAACAUCUCGCGGCCGCGUAGCACAACUCACAAAAGGAGUUAUGCAAAAGUGAAGACUGGUCCAGACGGCUCUAUCGAGAAUCGCCCGAAGCCGCGCACACGGCCGACCGAGGAACGAACGUACCGCGAUCGGCCAACGCAAUCAUCCGUCCGCCAAGUCCACGGCCGAUCCCACGUACCGACCCGGGAAGCAUCGUCCCGCGGUCGGCCAAUCAAUCACACGCCAGCGCGCGCGACCGACCGCGCGAACAGGAAGGCAAGCCUCGCGGCCGCGCGCACAACUCACGUACCGCGGCCGACCGUCCGCGCGACCAGGAAGGCUUCGUCCCACGACCGGCCAAGAUUCAUCGGCCAAAACUUUCAUCCGUCCGACCCGCGGCCGAACACGAAAACUCUCGGCCACGAUCGUUCCGACCGUGCCGAUAGCCGACCACGACCCGACGACCGGCCGACGUCCCGACCGACCGUCCGAACGCGGUCGACCCGAAGCCGUUUUUGA